Psylliodes chrysocephalus is the source of this 624-nucleotide messenger RNA. The record is from the annotation of a GenBank genome assembly. NCBI's taxonomy places the organism in Eukaryota, Metazoa, Arthropoda, Insecta, Coleoptera, Chrysomelidae.
GUUGUUUUGGAGUUCCUUCGGACGUUGCCAAACAUACUAAAAUUUAUGGGUUUCUAUGGUAUUGUCAAGAAUGUUAUCCUGCUGUUUCUGAUUUUAAUAAGUAUUUAUUUUUCGCACACUUUGGAUACUAAGCUAAAAGAGGUGAUAGGUAAUAUAGAGAAACUAUUCACUGAAGCUAAAGAAGAAAUUUUUAAAAUGGCCAAAGAAAAUAUUACCAAUAUACCUCCUUUUGAUUUAAAUAAGUCAACUCAUUCGCAAGUCGCUCAAGCGAGAUGUCAAUCGGUUGUAGUUAUUAAACUUAAAGAUGCUACACAAAAUAAUAUUCAAACUAAGGCUGAUAUUAUGAGCAAUAAUAAUCCCACUAAACUAAAUAUAGAAGUUUCAAAAGUUAAGAAUACUAGAGAUGGAGGAAUACUUGUUGGGUAUAGUAAGAAUGAAGACGCAUCUAAAUUUAAAAAUGCAGCUAACGCAAAAUUAUCAGAUGCUUACGAAGUAAAAAAAAUUAAAAGUAGAAAUCCGAAACUUAGAACAGUUGGAAUGAUUGAGAUGAACCUGACGAACUUAUUUUGUUACUUAAGUACCAAAAUCAUGUCAUCCAAUCGUCCAGAGUUUGCAGCGUUGUGA